UCCAAUUUAUUUCCCGUGAUCAACCCAUCCAUCUCCACGCUCCCUCUAAUCGCCCGGUUGCCCUUCCCGAAAUCCCUCCUCCUGAGCCGCGCCAGUUCUGCCGCUCCGCCGACGAGAAAUGCCGCUCGCCGCCGCCCAGAUCGACCACCUCCGCGCCCUCGUCGCCCGCCGCGCGCGGCACCUCGCCCGCGUCCGCACCUACCAGCUGACCUGCCUCCCUCCGCCUCGUUGUCCGGCUCCCCGACAGCGACGAGGACGACGAUUACUAUCCGGAGCUCCGCUGCUACGACGAGGAGCACCACUAUGAGGACGGGCAGGAGGGGAGCGAGGAGGGUGUCGUGGCGUGGAUCUGGAGCGCCGGAUCUGCCUCCUCGACAACGAACGAGCUAGGGAUGUAGGUCAAUCGUCCCUGGAGGAAGAGAAUGCUCCCACCUGUAUGCAGAUGAGGCAUUAUUGCUGGACUUGGCCGGGCAGGAAACAAGCGGAUUUUGUGCUGACAAGGAGUUACAUGAGGAGACUCUGAAAAAAAUGCAGACGAGGCCUUGCUGGACUCGCCAAGGCUUUCUCCAAGGCCGUGUAGGUUAAGAUUCGUUGAUCUUGCAAGACCCAAAUACAGAAAAACAAUCUAUCAUAUCUUGGAUAGGUUUUGCCAUAGAAGUUUGGUAUGAUUCUUGUUGAAUGUUGCCACGGAAUUUGUUUCUAUUAAUGCUCUGACCUAGCCUUGGUUGGAGCUGAUUUUGGUGCAUGCAUGGAGAUGAGUUAUGGCACAUUUUGCUACCGGUUUACUUAAAAUAGCUAGGAUUUCCAUCGAACUGUAGGAAAGGAGGGCAGGUUUGUAGGGGGUUAACAAGCAAGAGAAGUUAGUCAAAGUCAGGCUUCAGUUAAGACUGAUCUAGAACCGGUUGAACAAUGCCAACAGUGCAUAGUUGUAUGUCAUCUAGGGCUGUCUCAAUUUCAUAUCACCCGGAGUUGUCUAAUGUCUCUGAAUAUGCUGAUCUCCGGAGGUAAUAAAUUUUACAGUACUUAGCAUACUUAGAUGAAAAGUUAAAUCAUGCAUGUGUUCGGAAACUAAGUUCAAAAUCAUGAUGUGUUGUCGGUUUCUUUAAUUUCUAAGUUGUGAGCUCUUUUUUGGGAAAUAUUUGGGUUUGCUUGAUUUUCGUCUUCCUUGCGCCUUUGGUCACCACAGUAAUAUAUAUUUUGUCUCAAUUCAUGGGCAUUCACCUAUGAUAUCAAAUAAUUCUUCACUUAUUGGUAGAUGCAAUUGUUAAAUUGUGUUGACUCAUUUUGCUCGUAGAAAUGCACAAGCAUUGUCCUAGGGCGUGUUUGGUUGCCCGCAUUAGGCCCAACCAGGCCCGCGUCGGAAGAAAAUAGUCUGUUUGGUUACAUGUGUUCACUGUUUGGCCUACAUCGCAUGAUGUUUAAAGCACCUCCAGCCAGGCCCGCUAGGAACCUCAAAAUUGGCAGUUUUUCUACAGCCAGGCCCGCGGGAUGCACAUGGUCGGGCGUGGGUGCACGCGAGGAGCCACGCUAGAGACUUCACGUUGUUUCCAGAACCGUCGACAAUAAUUACCCUUACCUUCCCUCACCGUUCUCUCUCCCCUCUCCAUUAUCCCACUGUCACACCGGGGGCGGCGUUCAGCGGAUCGGAGAACAACAAGGCAACCAUCGGCCUCCAUCACCGGCAUCAGAAACAUCACCCAUAGCACUUCGGCGAUGAUGGUAAGCCCUAUUUUCACCUCCUCCCAUACAAAUUCGUAUUCGAUCCGCGUUCAGAUUCAGUCUGCGCAAUCCAUCCGCGCUCAGAUUCGGUCCGCUUAAUCCAUCCGUGUUCAGAUUCGGUCAGUGUAAUCCAUCCGCGUUCAGGUUUGGUCUGCGUAAUCCAUCUGCGUUCUAGGGGAAUGGGGAAUCGCGGUAAAUAGCCAUAGGAUUGUUCAAAACUUCUUCAUGAGUACUAAGUAGCGAUGGAUUUUAGGGUUCUGGUCUGGAUUGAGUACAAGGGGAACGGGAUUCGGGGUUAAUCUUACACCAGUAGCUUUAAAUCCUAGCCGCGGUGACCCUGGAGGCGCUUGGAGCGGUGGUGCCCCUCGGUCCUGUAGUUGUCCUCCAGCUCGACUGUAGCAUGCACUGUCUCGUCAUCCUCACCGUCGUCCAGAUCUAUUGGCAUAGUACGAUGGGCUGGCUCCGGCGCCUUGACCACCAUCGCCACUUGCUUCUUCCUCCUCCGGCUCCAAAGCGACGACCUUCGGCGCCACCGUCCUAUUCCAGAACGCUGUGGCACGCUGGUCUUGAGGAGCUCUGUACUCCCUGUAUUUGGCGCAUCUUGCCCUCUGUGCAGCAUCGCAGGCAUCGGCCUGAUUCAUGGCCCAACGCAGGAUGUCGAUUGACAUAGCGCCCUUCACUAGGUCAGUAAUCAGCGUCUUCAACUCCUCCGUCGUCGAUGCUGGUGAAGUUCGAGCACACUUCCAUGGUGUUCUCGAACUUGGUGCGGUCACUGAGCGAGCACCCGAGGAAGAAUGCCCUCCAUCCAAUGCCCCAGGGGAAGGGGUUGGAGUUCAUGGCGAUGGAGGUGGUAGAGGACGAUAGGAUUUAAUGCCGAACAACCUUUGAACUUUGUGUUGUUCAUAAUGCAGAUUGAGGCGAAGAACAAGGGCAAGGAGGCGGUGUCGGCAAUGGAGAAGGGCAAGGAGGUGGUGCCACUCACAGACGAGGACGUGGUGGUGGAGGAGCCCCGCAGCGGCAAGUGCUGGAACUACGGGCACUACCAUGAGGGUGGGCCAACUCAAUUCUGCAAAGUGCAUGCCUAUGCCCCUAGACUUCACGAAGCACUUCCCCGUCGUGCGGACGGAGUUAAGCUGAAGACAAACACCGGCUCCCAAUGGAGGGUCAUUGUCCAGCUGAUGAACGGCCGAGUCAACCUUGAUCGGGGUUGGGCCCUCUUUGCCGUCGUCCACCAGAUCAAGAUCCGGUACUUGGUGACCUUCAAGUUGCUGACUCACGACACCUUGAAGGUGACCGUCUUCAACGACGACGGCAUUGAAGUGGUGACCAAGUGUGGGAGGCACAACGACGCCUUCGCAGUGAACGUCUAGGAGAGCUCUCUGUUGCACGUGCUAGUUUGGUUAGGACUAUGUCGUACUGGUUUGGUUAAAAACUGCUUUGUUUAAGUGUCGUACUAUGUUGAGAACUGCUUGAUUUAGUUUAAACCUAUGUUUAUAUGAUAUCUAUUUGUGUGUCUUUGGUUUGUUCUGCCUGCCUAGUGUGUUGCUAACCUUACUACCUCCAUGAGGAGGUUACCCAUGGGGCUUGUUUCGUUUAGUGAUUAGUCCCACAUCGCCUGGCUACGCAAAACGGGGUCGGGUGCUUGGCUAUUUAAUAGGACGUGGUGCCACGCAUGGAAGGGCAUCCAAAUCCUUGGUGAGCCCAACGCAGGCUACCCUUUCGGCUGAGUCGCGGGAGGUGCCCAACAAGAACGCGCGUGACUGUCGAGUUGGAGCCAUGAGGGAGGAGAAAGGGGAUCGACUGUCCAAGCAUUGCGGCUCACGCAUGACCCCUGUGGCGGGGCGGGGUUCUUCUUUCCGGCCAUUGUCGAUGCAGAGCAAUGGGAGAACGCCGCCACUGUUCUCCCCCAGGAGUGGCCGUGGGAUGCCACCACCUGUUGUUUAUUCCCGGAAACAGGGGGCUAGCGCCGAUGGCGGGCCUUCUGCCGUACAGAGAGACGGCGGCGGCAACCACCUUCCCAGCGGCACUGACGUUGGCCAUGGCCAACCAGUGAGCGAGAGGCCGCUUCAGAUCGUUCCUGCUAACACCAGAGCUGGGAAGGGCAAGAACGUGCCACCGGCCGGUGGCAACGGCGGCACUGCCGUGCCUGUAAAUGGCCGCGUACGGAAGACACGCGCGCCCAAGGGGAGCAGCACUCUAGCGGAAUCCAGGAAGGUGCCCGGCAAGAAAUCUGACGCUGGGGAACCGGCGAGCAUGCACCAUGGCGCCCAAGGCAACGACCAGCUGAAGACUGUCUCGGCUCCAAGCAACAGCAGGAAGAAGAAGAGCACGGCCUCUGCCUCGGUCGUGCCAUCGAGCCGGAGGCCUAGCAGGAAUAACAGUAGCACGUCCGGCACCGCGGCGGCCGGAGCCAAGAAGCACACCAUCCUGACAUGGCUGAUCGACUCCGGUGUGCUCAGAGAGAACGAGAAGGUCUCGUACGUGGACAGCACCAGCUUCGCCGCGAAGGCCUCUGGCGCGGUGACUAGGGCCGGCAUCCAGUGCACCUGCUGCAACACCGCGAUGGCGCCCCCGACCUUCUCGUCCCACGCCGGCUCCGAGGACUCGGCACUGUGGGAGAGGCUCCUGCUAAAGUCCGGCAAGUCGUUGCUGGAGUGCGUGCGGGAGGCGUGGCAGGGGGAGGACCUGAGGACCUUACACGCCAAGCAGAAGGCACGGGCUGCGCUGGAGAAAGAACGGGAGAGGAGCACACAGGAGAAGAAGCAUGCUCUGCUGCUCGCCAAGCAGAGCAGGAAGGAACGAGCCCUCCCCCUCGACGGGACCAACUAUGGCGGGGACGACGACCGGAGCGACGACGCAUGCGGUGUGUGCGCAGACGGCGGACAGCUGCUGUGCUGCGACAGCUGCCCAUCCACCUUCCACCCGGAGUGCCUUGCCGUGCAGGUCCCUGAGGACUCCUGGGUCUGCCACUACUGCCGCUGCUUCCUGUGCUCCGCCGAUGAUGAUGGCCAUUGCGGCCUCUCCAAGUGCAACCAGUGCACCCGCAAGUAUCACCACCACUGCCGCGCGUCCCUGUUGGACGGGCACGAGAUCGCCCCCUACUGCAGCAAAGCCUGCAACAAGAUAGCAGUGAAUCUGUCAAACAUGGUGGGAGCCACGACCAGCAUCGGCGAGGAAGGCCACUCAUGGUCCCUGUUAAAGAUCCAGCGGGGCUCCAUGACGUCAGACUCCGCCGCCCUGCUGGAGUGCAAUGCGAAGCUGGCAGUGGCGUUUGGCGUGCUGGAUGAGUGCUUCAACCCUGUGAAGGACCGGCUGACCGGCAUUGACAUGAUUCGCCAGGCCGUCUACAGCCUCGAAUCGGACUUCAAGCGGCUGAGCUAUGAAGGUUUCUACACCAUAGUUCUGCAGAAGGACACGGAGAUCAUAUCGGUAGCCUUGCUCAGGUUCCAUGGCGCCAAGCUGGCGGAGAUGCCGUUCGCGUGCACACUGCCGCAGUACCAUAGACAAGGGAUGAUGCGCCACCUCGUCAAUGUCAUCGACAAGGUGCUAGAAUCGGUGCAGGUGGAGAAUUUGGUGAUCUCGGCGGUGGCCGAGGUAGAGGACACAUGGAAGAAGCUUGGCUUCGUGACCGUAGAGCCGCAGCUGAGAGAUGAGGCCAAGAGGCUCAGCAUGGUCACCAUUCCCGGCACCAUCCUACUCCAGAAGCCCACCGCCAAGCAGGACGUGUUGCGGAUAACCGAGGACGAGCAGGCGUUCCUGGAGAUGAGCUGGCCGCGCUGCAGCUUCGUCGACCUCUUGACUGGGAUCGCGUUCCCAUGGCCGCCAUAUGCUGACCCUGUGGCCGCUGCGGUGAGGGGAGCGGGCGGCGGCGGUGGCGAGGCGUAACUACGCCGUGGCCUCAUGCAGCACCUCGCCGUGAACAAAUGAUCAUGACUCCAUUUUUCUGAAGAAUUUGUUGUGUUUCUUUAUUUGACAAUUGAAGUUAGUUUACAUACCGUUUGUUUUAAAAAGUCAGAAGAAUGGACCGAUAACUUUGAAGUUUUAACAUUUGGAGUUUAUUUACAUAUCUUAGACAUGGUUCGGGAAUAUUUGAGCUUAUGUUUAUGUUAUCAUGAGAUCUAUAAGUUUUUGGAUGACAA
This is a messenger RNA of Triticum aestivum (bread wheat), 5858 nucleotides long. RefSeq names its product increased DNA methylation 1. Gene Ontology annotation, cellular component: nucleus. The transcript is spliced from 11 exons. Lineage: Eukaryota; Viridiplantae; Streptophyta; Magnoliopsida; Poales; Poaceae. Bases 3496 to 5604 code for a protein of 702 amino acids. Gene Ontology annotation, molecular function: transcription corepressor activity; acyltransferase activity, transferring groups other than amino-acyl groups. The record is from RefSeq and is a predicted model, not a curated record. Gene Ontology annotation, biological process: negative regulation of DNA-templated transcription; regulation of transcription by RNA polymerase II.